Molecule: messenger RNA, 2720 nt
Organism: Cricetulus griseus (Chinese hamster)
Lineage: Eukaryota; Metazoa; Chordata; Mammalia; Rodentia; Cricetidae
Source: RefSeq, a predicted model, not a curated record
UCCAGCUGGGUGCCUCGCCCUUGACACCUCCACAGGUCACUGGUUAACCUUCUAGGUUCCUUCUCCUGGGCCUGGACAUCAUGCUCUUCCCCAGCCAAAUGAUCAAGGGUGGUCCUGACAGCAGGGAAAAGCUGAUGACAUGAUACUGCAUCUAUUUUUGUCCAUCUUUUUUUCCUCUUGAGACAGGGACUCGUGGGUUUUAACCCCUGAACCUUCUGUCUCAGACUCUCAAGUGCUGUGAUUACAGGUGUGCACAAUGCCCUGUUUAUCCCAUGCUAAGGAUCAAACCCAGGGCUUCCUGCAUGCUAGGCAAGCUCUCUCCCAACUGAGCUACACCACAGCCCUGCAUUUCUAUUAUUUUUUAAAAGGUCCAACUCACAGAAAAUUUCAACUGCUCUGCAAAGGACUUUCUCCCCAGAAGGCAUUUUUGAAUGAGUGGUCCACCUGGGCUACCUUGCUGUCUAAAGCUGAAAGCAUGCUCAUACAUUGUUGGAGCUGAGACAGGAACAGGAACACAACUCUGCCAUGGGUGCCCAUCAGUUAUCAACCGUGCCCUUCAGUUUCCAAGGGUCAGGGUCCCGUCCAGAAUUAUUUGUGGCAUUGAAUUGUGUGUCCAUCUCCUCCAGCCUGACGCUGAUGCUAGUGUGAUGGCUCUUGAUCUACACAAUCCCCAAAUGCUGCUGGGUUCACACUACAGACAGCUCCUUCAGGCAAGCCGUACCCCCACGGAUGGGUCCCCAGCAUUCUUUAAGUGUUUGCUUUCUGGCAGUGUGACACAUUUGGGCUCAUUUCCUGCCUCUUGGGUAGAGUGUUGUAUUCUGUGCUCGGAUGCCAAGAGGAUUCAAGGCUUUGGAGGAUUUGCAGCUCCAAGGCCCUGCCAAGGACAGCUGGGAGGCAGAUGUAUCUGCAUGCUUAUGUCAACUACACAAUGGAUUUCUCUGAAUGUGCUCAUGUUCCCAGGGGCUCACUGGUAACUCUGCCUUUAACCAUGCUCUGCAGGGUUCAUUCCAACUUCCUCUUUCUACAUGGUCAUACAUCCCUUCUCUGAAAUGUGUGAACCUAGUUCCCACAUCUUUAGUAGGGUCUGCAUAUGCCAUCUGUGUCCCUGUGGUCUCUGCUUGCACAGUUCUUCCUCCCGUGCUUGGACCCCUGCACUAUAGCAGGGCCUCCACCUUUCUGGCAUGCCUCACUCCACCCUGCAGAGCUCCCACGCCCCUUGCUGCACACCCAGGGGACAUCACUGCAGAUCCCUCUCUGCCACCACUGCUCUAAGGCCUUCUGAUUCCCUUCUCUGCUCUGGUCUCCUCUUUCACUCUGUCCCUCUUGUGACUUCAGGACAGAUUUUUGAGGGAAAAAAUGUGAGAAAAGGAAGGUCUAUCUUGUGUUUUUGUAAUGAAAAAGAAGCACAAAAAUCACAAAAUAAUCACAAGCAUUUUGGGUCAUUAAGGCUGCUACACUGUCCCUUAGUCUCAAUUUCCUUAACAAAAUGGGAAGGGACAAUUCUGUGGGUGCAGAGACUCAUUGAGCCAAUGCCAGGACUGACCUGGCUCCUGCCUGAAAUAAUCACUGGAUGGAUUGAGCAAUGACAGCUAUUGGCUGUCUAUUGGAAUCCCUUGAAAUGCAGUAUUCUGGGAGGCUAGCCAAACUGCUGGGUCCACAGCCGUGUAGCUAUGGCUCCAAAGCCUUUCUCCUUUGGCAGGCUUGCUUCACUUUUUUCCCCGUUUUGCAUGUCCUCAGCCAAGUUUUCAGAGGGUUUCCAAGGCAGAGGUCCUUGUGUCCACAGCCUUAAGACGUGCCGCGCAGGCUGCAGUGACCACUGCUUUCGGACCCAGGCAUUGCAACCAGAAGCAGCAGUAUGGGAUUUUGGGGCACCUACCUGCUCUUCUGCCUCUUCUCCAUCUUGUCCCAGGGCACUACAGAGACACCCACCCCCAAGACCAAGAAAGCUACAAAUGUCAAGAAAGACGUGGUGAGCCCAAAGAUGUUUGAGGAGCUCAAGAGCAGGCUGGACAGCCUGGCCCAGGAAGUGGCCCUGCUGAAGGAGCAGCAGGCCUUGCAGACCGUGUGCCUGAAGGGCACCAAGGUAAACUUGAAGUGCUUCCUGGCCUUCACCCAGCAGAAGACCUUCCACGAGGCGAGCGAGGACUGCAUCUCGCGCGGGGGCACGCUGGGCACGCCGCAGUCGGGGCUAGAGAACGAGGCACUGUUCGAGUACGCGCGCCAGAGCGUGGGUAGCGAGGUAGAGAUCUGGAUGGGCCUUAACGACAUGGCGUCGGAAGGCGCCUGGGUGGACAUGACCGGCGGCCGCCUGGCCUACAAGAACUGGGAGACGGAGAUCACGGCGCAGCCUGACGGCGGCAAAGCCGAGAACUGCGCCGCCCUGGCCGUAGCGGCCAACGGCAAGUGGUUCGACAAGAGAUGCCGCGACCAGUUGCCUUACAUCUGCCAGUUUGCCAUCGUAUAGGCGGGCCCUGAGCAAAGGGGCGCGGCCUGGGCCAGGCAGGAGUGAGGACCACAAAGAGGCGGGGCUGCUGGUGGGUGGGGCUUAUGGGUGGCUAAGGGGCGGGGCAUCUAUGGGCGGAGUCGAACGUCAGUGAGCGCUGUGUGCCUGGUGGUUCCUGGUAAGAGAAAAGCUGAUGCAGGGCCCUGAGAGGGGAGCGGAAACCUUUCUGUCCUGGGUUCCUUCUUGUCUGGUUUUUGCAAAUAAAGUUGGUUCAGAA